Messenger RNA from Trichoderma atroviride IMI 206040, 1898 nucleotides. RefSeq lists its product as uncharacterized. Gene Ontology annotation, cellular component: cytosol. Gene Ontology annotation, molecular function: adenosylhomocysteinase activity. NCBI's taxonomy places the organism in Eukaryota, Fungi, Ascomycota, Sordariomycetes, Hypocreales, Hypocreaceae. Gene Ontology annotation, biological process: L-methionine cycle. The record is from RefSeq and is a predicted model, not a curated record.
AUUCUCAUCAAUUCCCUCCUUCACAAUGUCUGCUCCCGCCAACAAGUUCAAGGUCGCCGACCUGUCCCUGGCCGCCUUUGGCCGCAGGGAGAUUGAACUCGCCGAGAACGAGAUGCCCGGUCUGAUGGCCAUCCGCCAGAAGUAUGCCGCCGACCAGCCUCUGGCCGGUGCCCGCAUUGCUGGCUGCCUGCACAUGACCAUCCAGACGGCCGUCCUCAUCGAGACGCUCGUUGCUCUGGGUGCCGAGGUCACCUGGACCAGCUGCAACAUCUUCAGCACCCAGGACCACGCCGCUGCCGCCAUUGCUGCCGCCGGUGUGCCCGUCUUUGCCUGGAAGGGCGAGACCGAGGAGGAGUACAACUGGUGUCUGGAGCAGCAGCUCAGCGCCUUCAAGGACGGCAAGAAGCUGAACCUGAUCCUCGACGACGGCGGCGACCUGACCUCGCUCGUCCACUCCAAGUACCCCGAGCAGCUCAAGGACUGCUUCGGCGUCUCUGAGGAGACCACCACCGGUGUCCACCACCUGUACCGCAUGCUCAAGGAGGGCAAGCUGCUGGUCCCUGCCAUCAACGUCAACGACAGCGUCACCAAGUCCAAGUUCGACAACCUGUACGGCUGCCGCGAGUCCCUGAUUGACGGCAUCAAGCGUGCCACCGAUGUCAUGAUUGCCGGCAAGGUUGCUGUCGUCGCUGGAUUCGGAGAUGUCGGCAAGGGCUGUGCCCAGGCCCUGCACGGCAUGGGUGCCCGCGUCCUCGUCACCGAGAUUGACCCCAUCAACGCUCUCCAGGCUGCCAUGGCCGGCUACCAGGUCACCACCAUGGAGAAGGCCGCCGCCAUUGGCCAGAUCUUCGUCACCACCACCGGCUGCCGUGACAUCCUGACUGGCGCCCACUUCGAGGCCAUGCCCAACGACGCCAUUGUCUGCAACAUUGGCCACUUCGACAUUGAGAUUGACGUUGCUUGGCUCAAGGCCAACGCCAAGUCUGUCCAGAACAUCAAGCCCCAGGUCGACCGCUUCACCAUGGCCAACGGCCGCCACAUCAUCCUCUUGGCUGAGGGUCGUCUGGUCAACCUUGGCUGUGCUACCGGCCACUCUUCCUUUGUCAUGUCCUGCUCCUUCUCCAACCAGGUCCUUGCUCAGAUUGCUCUGUACAAGGCCGCCGACAAGGCCUGGGCCGACAAGUACGUUGAGUUUGGCAAGACUGGCAAGCUCGACGUCGGCGUCUUUGUCCUCCCCAAGGUCCUGGACGAGGAGGUCGCCAAGCUGCACCUGGCUCACGUCCAGGCUGAGCUGACCACUCUCACCCCUGUUCAGGCUGAGUACCUCGGUCUUACUGUCGAGGGUCCCUACAAGGCCGAGAUCUACCGCUACUAAGCAUUUUUCAUGUAUUCAUACCCAAAGGAUCCUUCAACUGGACUCCUACGUGUAACGACAUCCCUUCCGGAUUUAUGACCCGGAUAAUGGGAAAACUUGUGAUUUCAACAGCAUCAUGAACCGGCAAGGGGCAUAUAAAUGGGCAAGGAUAAAAUAAAAGCCCAUGGGAUUUUAUUGGUAUUUCUUUUUUUUUUUAUUGUUUUCGUUUUGAUAUUUUUCUUUCCUCAUGGACUCUUUUUUGGAAGUUCUCGCUGGGCGGAUGGUGGGGCAGAAAAGAAACUGGCCUUUUCAACAAAAACGGCGUCGGGUAAAUUUACUUUUGCUAAUGAUGAUUCCCCCCAUGGCGAGAGGAUAUAUAUGCGAAUAUAAAAAAACAUAGCGCAUGAUACAGAUGGGCUCAAGCUCGGAAAGGGCGAGAUGGGCACAUUUGGAGAAGGCCCGUCAACCGCGGCUGAAGAGAGAUUUACUAGCUAUAGAAAAUGUGGAAUACAUAUGCGGGCAGUUUUUUAGCCCUGGCUGAGUA